AAUCGAUCUACUAUCUCUCGCUUGACAUUGACCUCGACCCAGUCGGCGAGCUCAUACAAGAACUUGUAGGUGAUAAAAUGACUCAAUCCGCCUUACCACCGCCGCAAGGUGUCUAUGUCCCUGCCGUACUUUUCUUCGAUCAAAACGAAGAGUUUGACAUAGAGGCCAUCAAAGCCCAUGUCCUGCGUCUUGCCCAAGGCGGAGUAACUGGUGUCUUGGUACAAGGUAGCAAUGGAGAGGCGCAACAUCUGUCUCACGAUGAGCGCAAGCAAACUAUCGCUCUCACGAGAGAAACCUUGGAUGCCAAUGAUUUCCAGAACGUCAUUAUCAUUGCUGGUACUGGAGGUCAAUCUACCAAGGAGACGAAGAAGUUAUGUGCAGACGCGAAAGAGGCUGGCGCUGCAUAUGCGCUAGUGUUGACGCCUGGAGUUUGGCCGCCCCAGAUGACCAAACCGAACAUCAUCCGAUUUCAUCGUGAGGUAGCAGAUGCCUCACCCAUACCAACGAUGAUCUACAACUUUCCCACAGUCACCGCAGGUCUUAACCUUGAUUCGGAUACGAUUGGGACCCUUGCUACGCACCCAAAUAUCGUAGGCACCAAGCUUUCUUGCGGCGACAUUGGAAAGUUGCAGCGCCUGACUUCCACCGUUCCCGCUUCUGAGUUCGCGACAUUCCCAGGGAAGUCUGAUGUCUUCCUCCAAGGUCUUGUUUCAGGCAGCGCUGGAGUUAUUGGUGCCCUGCCAAACGUCGCACCCAAGGCUCACUUGAGGUUGUUGAAACUAUACAAGGAGGGUAAGUUCGAAGAGGCAGCUAAGCUCCAGGCUUUACUCGGACAUGCCGACUGGCAGCUGGGAAACGUCGGAAGCAUUGCUGGUAUAAAGGCUGUCGUUUCGAAGCAUUUUGGUUACGGUAAACCAUUUGUCCGAGGGCCCCUUGGACCAGCGAACUUGGAUGCGUUCACUAUAGAUAAGCUGGAAGAAUUGAUCGAGUUAGAGAAAACUCUGUAGACCAUACCCGUACGAUGAUACCUAGGACUCUCGGAUUAGAAUGAUAUGGUUGUAUGUUCGCCUCAAAUGCUAUCUUUGGAUGUUUCUCCUGCGUACCAUAUUCGUGUCGCGAGUAGCAAAGAGAUCACAAACGAAGAAAAGGAUAUAUGCAGAUUCGGCGUACUGUCAAUAUAAAUCUGAGACGUAA
This is a messenger RNA of Somion occarium, 1194 nucleotides long. Lineage: Eukaryota; Fungi; Basidiomycota; Agaricomycetes; Polyporales; Cerrenaceae. The record is from the annotation of a GenBank genome assembly.